AUGAAAUUCAAAAAAACAUUAUCCAGUAAUAUAAUAAGUCAUUGGGAAGAUAGAUACAUUGAUUAUGAAUAUUUAAAAUCGUUUAUGAAACUGGAGAAUUGGAAGAAUUCAACGAUUUUAUCGAAUGAUGAUAGACCUUAUCUUGGUCAGUCAAGUAGUUCAUUGUAUCAAUUGGAUGCUUCACAGAGUAUAUAUGGAUCGAGAACAACUCUGAUCAACAAAGAUGAAAGGGAAGAUAGUUCUACUCUUACAGAAGUAUUUUCACCACUCCAACUAUCUACUGAUGAAAUUCCAACCAUAAUAAUAGAUAAACUCAAUCAAAUACAAUCGAAUCCAGAUAAAUCUUCAGACUCUGAUUCAACUUGUGUUGAAAUGGAAAUAUUUGGUAGCGAUUCAAACUAUUGCGAAUCAGAGAAUCAUCAUAGUAUUCCUCCUUUGGAUAGUGAUUUCAUUGAUAGUAUUAUUCGUCCAAAUGUCUUACCAAUGGUUACACCAUCACCAUCACUUAUUAAACAAUCAAAUAAAACAGAAUCUUCACCUAAUAAUUCAAUACAACCUAACAAUAAUAAUAAUAAUAAUAAUUCAUUACAAACCUCAUCAUCUUCACAAACUUGUAGUUCUGCAUCGACAUAUUCCUCUUCCAACGAUAUUUUUAUAACCCCACCUCUGUUAGAUGGUCAAAAUUCACACCCCCAUCAAAAAUCAAAAUCUUCACUUUUUCAAGAAAUUUCAUUGACAAUGGAAGAUGAUGAAAGUAUCAAUUUCCAGAGUGCGAUCACUAGAGAAAUUGAUAAGAUUCAAAUUUUCUAUGAAUCAAGAUUAGAAAAAUUUAAAAACAAAUCCAUAGAGUUAUUUAAUUUAAUAUCUUUUAUUAAAUCAAAUUGGGAAUUUGCAACGAAAAGUAAUUUGAAAUUCAUAAAAAGUGGUUACAAAGAUAAUCAUUAUUGUCUUUCAUUGCUAUCUACUUUUAGAGAAACCAACAAACUUGGAUUUGACAAGAUUUUAUUAAAAUAUACAAAGUUUAAUCCAUUAGUUGCAGAUAGAUGUAAAGAAUAUAUAGAAAAGAAAUCUUUUUAUUCUGGAGAUGAAUUGGCUUUGUGUAUUUCGGAUAUCAAAAUUAAAUAUGCAAAGCACUUCACUGGAAAGGAUGUGAAGAAAGCAAAGAAGGCAAUGAAGAGUCCAACACCUGGAAAUAACAGAAAAUUAGUUUUCUCUGUCGGUAUACUCCUUGGACUUUGUCUUUUAUUCUUUGCGUUGAUAGUGUAUUCCUACAAUCUUUACUAUCCAAAGAAUGAUCCACCGGCAAAUGCACCUUUGGCUUGGUUAUUAUUUAGAAUCUCAUUGCUUCCCAUCAUGCUUGGUACCUUCUUUUCUCUACAAUCAUUUAUUUGGGAAUUGACCGGUAUCAAUUAUGUAUUCAUAUUCAAUUUGAAACCAAAGUACUCCAGAUCAUCAUUAAAACAUUUCCAGAUCGGUUUAGCUUUUAUUUUACUUUGGUUAUUAUGUUUCUUUAUGUAUAUAGAAAGUACAACUGAUCAUACAAUGAUAAAAACAAAGAGUUUUCCAUCAUUGGUUUAUCCAAUUUUGUUUUUAUUCAUUUCAAUAUUAGUUGUAUUCAAUCCACUCCCAAUUUUAGCACACAAAACAAGGUUUUGGGUGAUUAAAAGAAUUUCAAUGGUACUACGAGCACCCUUUGUUCCUGUUACCUUUGCAGAUUUCUUCAUGUCUGUUCAACUGCUCACUUUGGCAGAGUUCUUUUUCAAUAUUCAAUCAAUGGUGUGUAUUUUCAACUACAGUUCAUUGUUACCAGAUGAAAUUGAUUUCUGUAAAGAGUCAACUUUCUGGGCUUUACCAUUGUUGAAUGCCAUUCCAUUUUACUUUCGUAUAAUGCAAUGUUUCAGAAGAUACUAUGAAACCAAAUGUUUUUUUCCACACAUCACCAGUGCAAUAAGAUCAAUAUUCUCAAUUAUAAUCUUAGUUUUAAAUUAUUUUGCUUUAAGAAUUAAACAUGAUACUACUUGGAAUGUAAUUAGAGGAAUUUGGUUUGCAGUCAAUAUCAUUGGUAGUUUCUAUAAAUGGGCCGCAGACAUGACUGUAGAUUGGGGAUUCUUUUGUGAUUUUCAUACCAAUAAAGCUUAUCCUUUGAGAACAAAUUUACAUUUCAAAAGGAAAUGGAUUUAUUAUAUGGCAAUUGUUUAUGAUUUUAUUCUUAGAUAUGCUUGGUUAUUUGUAUUCUUGGUUAGAAACAGUACUUCACAUAGAUUGGAUGCACCUAUAUUUUUAUUCUUCUACUCAAUGGGAGAAGUGGUUUGGGCAACUCAGUUUAUUUUCUUUAGAGUUGAGUUUGAACAUGUUCAAACACCUGACAAAUACAGUUUGUUUGUGGAUCCACCAAUUCCAUUCAAAGAAGAGUUUAACAAAUAUGUUUUAUUAAAAGAAAAUUCUUUAAAAUCUAAAGAAAAAGAGAUAAUAAAUAAUAAUAAUGAUCAAUAG
Molecule: messenger RNA, 2493 nt
Organism: Heterostelium album PN500
Lineage: Eukaryota; Evosea; Eumycetozoa; Acytosteliales; Acytosteliaceae
Product: SPX domain-containing protein
Exons: 7
Coding region: 1-2493 (830 amino acids)
Biological process (GO): phosphate ion transport; cellular response to phosphate starvation
Cellular component (GO): plasma membrane; cytoplasm; Golgi apparatus
Molecular function (GO): inositol hexakisphosphate binding
Source: RefSeq, a predicted model, not a curated record